This is a messenger RNA of Raphanus sativus (radish), 923 nucleotides long. Its product is annotated as rhodanese-like domain-containing protein 10. The record is from RefSeq and is a predicted model, not a curated record. Lineage: Eukaryota; Viridiplantae; Streptophyta; Magnoliopsida; Brassicales; Brassicaceae. Gene Ontology annotation, cellular component: chloroplast.
AAUAUCUAAAACAAAGUUUAGUUAGCUUCCCUUUAGAAAAUACAAAAAGUUAGAGAUGACGACACUUCUUCUUCCUCAACCAAACCGUAUCCACAAGCCACCACUAGUACCAAACCAACGCCUCAGAAAACCGUACAGAUUACCAGUGAUCUCCGCCGUAUCCGGUCAGCAGCUAGUAACUUCCGGCGAGGUCCGGACGGUGGAGCCGAGAGAAGCGAAAACAUUGGUAUCGUCGGAGGGAUACGUGCUGUUAGACGUGCGGCCAGCUUGGGAAAGAGAAAAGGCACAUGUGAAAGGAUCACUACACGUGCCACUGUUCGUGGAGGAUCCAGACAAUGGGCCGAUCACGCUGCUGAAGAAGUGGAUCCAUUUGGGAUAUAUUGGGCUUUGGACGGGCCAGAGAUUCACCAUGUUUAAUGACCAGUUUACCCUCCGUGUUGUAGAGGCUUUCCCGGACAAAGUGCUUGUCGCGUGCGGUGAAGGACUCAGGUCAUUGAUGGCGAUAUCUAAGCUGCACAGAGAAGGUUACAAAAGCUUAGGAUGGUUAACCGGAGGGUUUAACAGAGCAAACGAAGGAGAUUUUCUAGAGGUCGAAGGACCAGAAGAGCUUAAGUUUGCAACUAUAGGUGGCGCAUCAUACUAUUUCCUCAAAUUACUUGUAUUGUUGCAGAGCUUUGGCAAAGAGAACCGUUGAAUUUCAUUCAAUAAGAGAAAAAAAAUUGAAAUAAAAUGUGUCCGGUUUAUUUAGUUGAACCGCUUAAGGCGCCGUUUUAAUUGUUUUACUAGAUGAUUUUUCCGUGCACAUGCACGAAUAUAAAUAUUUAUAAAGCAAAUGUAAAAUAAUUGAUUGUUAUUUGUUUUUAAUUUUAAAUUAAUUUAUAAAUUGUAUCUAUAAUUUCUAUUAAUAAUAUUAUAUUACUUUA